Cucumis melo (muskmelon) is the source of this 652-nucleotide messenger RNA. RefSeq names its product H/ACA ribonucleoprotein complex subunit 3-like protein. Gene Ontology annotation, biological process: positive regulation of telomerase RNA localization to Cajal body; ribosome biogenesis; snRNA pseudouridine synthesis. The record is from RefSeq and is a predicted model, not a curated record. Bases 179 to 373 code for a protein of 64 amino acids. The transcript is spliced from 4 exons. Gene Ontology annotation, cellular component: box H/ACA snoRNP complex; box H/ACA telomerase RNP complex. Gene Ontology annotation, molecular function: box H/ACA snoRNA binding; telomerase RNA binding. Lineage: Eukaryota; Viridiplantae; Streptophyta; Magnoliopsida; Cucurbitales; Cucurbitaceae.
GCCGCCCUUGGUCCCUAACUCCCCUUCGCGCUCCCCGCGAUCGUCCUCUGUCACCCUCGCCCUUCGUCUUGCACGACGUCGCACCUCUGUUCAUCUCGUGAGUCACUGGCUCCUCACCUUUUUUCUUUUAGUCCAUACCUGUCACCAUACUCUAACUUGUGUUGAGUGUCUAUCAACGAUGUAUCUUCAGUUUUACAUAAACGACAAUGGUGAUAAAGUCUACACCACAAAGAAGGAAUCUCCUCUAGGUUUGGCUACACAAUCUGCUCAUCCAGCUCGUUUCUCCCCCGAUGACAAAUAUUCGAGGCAAAGAGUUCUUCUUAAGAAGCGAUUUGGCUUGCUUCCUACACAGCAGCCACCUCCAAAGUACUGAACUCAACGCACUCUCAAAUUACAAUUCUAUGGCAGUUCUCAAGUGUGUUUGUUUCCCAAACCCCCAUCAAUAGUUAGAUCGUGACUUUGUUAAACUUUGAUAGAUAGUUUGCCUUUUCUUUCUGUGGCUUGUAAUUGAGCUGUAAAGCACAAUUCACUGUUGAACCUUUCUUUAAGCUUGUCAAUGGCUUUAUGUUUAUAUUGAACUUUAUUUUACUGAAAGCAAACUUAUCUACUUUGAAGAUCUGGUUUUAAUGCAAGAUAAUGGGCCUUUUUCAUA